This is a messenger RNA of Camellia sinensis, 1675 nucleotides long. Its product is annotated as cytochrome b561 and DOMON domain-containing protein At4g17280. The record is from RefSeq and is a predicted model, not a curated record. NCBI's taxonomy places the organism in Eukaryota, Viridiplantae, Streptophyta, Magnoliopsida, Ericales, Theaceae.
AACUGCUCAACCACCCUUACCCCACCGAUCACCUAUAAUUAUUACUCUCUCUGUUUUUCUUUCAUUACUUCACAACUCACAACCUUCUCUCCCAAACAGAGCCAUCUUCUUAGCUCAUGAAUCCUCAUUGUCAACACUAAACCUUUCAAAUUCCUCUUUACAUUGCAACUUCCUAAUUUUGAGAUUGCAUUUUAGUUGAAAUGGCUAAAAUGUUUAGACUUAUGUUACUUUGUUCUGUUUUGCUUGCUCUGUUUUUGUCUUCCUCUGCGCAAUCAUGUGCCAAAUAUGCCUUUGCAAGCAACAAAGUGUUUAGUUCCUGCAAUGAUCUCCCAUACUUGAACUCUUUUCUUCACUGGACUUACAACCCAUCUUCAGGAACUGUCCAAAUCGCUUAUCGACACACCCAAAUCACAACUUCAAAUUGGGUUGCUUGGGCCAUCAACCCACAAUCUAAAGGCAUGGUUGGAUCUCAAGCUCUUGUGGCUUUCCAGAAAUCUGAUGGAACUAUGAGCGUUUACACGGCACCAGUGACCAGUUAUCAGACCCAAUUGCAGAAAGGAGAUUUGAGUUUUGGAGUAUCGGGUUUAUCGGCUACUUAUUCCAAAAAUGAAAUUGUAAUCUUUGCUACUUUGCAACUGGCAAACAAUAGUGGAACAGUGAACCAGGUUUGGCAAGAUGGACCAGUUAAGAAUGAUGCUCCUGGGAUGCAUGUUACUUCUGGUCCUAAUAUUCAAUCAAUGGCCAGUCUGAAUUUUCUUUCUGGACAAUCUGGGACAACAGGAGGAGGUGGAGCAUUGAAUUCAAGACUCAAGAAAAAGAAUCUACAUGGAGUGUUGAAUACAGUGAGUUGGGGGAUGAUGAUACCAAUUGGGGUAGUGAUAGCAAGGUACUUGAAAGUAUUCAAAGCAGCAGACCCAGCAUGGUUUUACCUUCAUGCGACUUGCCAAACCUCAGCUUACAUAAUUGGUGUAGUUGGAUGGGCAACUGGUCUCCAGCUAGGGGCUCAGUCUCCUGGCAUCCAAUAUACUGCUCACAGAACCAUUGGCAUUGUACUUUUCUCUAUUGCUACCCUUCAGGUGCUUGCUUUGUUUCUGAGGCCAAAAAAGGAACACAAGUACAGAUCAUACUGGAACAUCUACCACCACUUGAUUGGAUACGCAAUCAUCAUCCUAGGCAUCAUGAACAUAUUCAGAGGAUUCAACAUCUUGAAUCCAGAGGAGAAAUGGGAGAGAGCUUACAUCAUCUUCCUCGUGGCUUUGGCCGCCAUUGCUGCAUUCUUGGAAGUUUAUACGUGGAUCGUGGUUGUGAAGAGGAAGAAGUCAGGGGGAUAUGACAAGACCCCUCAUGGCAUGAAUGGAACAAAUGGGUUUAAUGGGUGUGGAGCUAGGGCACAACAUGGGGUGUAGAAUGUAGAUAGAUCUCAUGGUUUCAUAUUUACUUUUUUUGUUUUGUUUUUUUUGUUUUUGUUUUUGUUUUUGUUUUGUUUUACUGGUUUGUUGAUGCACCACUAUUUAUAGAUAAUGAAUGAGAGUACUUAGGACACCUGAUGUAUUGGGGGAGUCCAUGGUUAGAUGUAAUUGGUAGCAUAGGGUGUGUCUCGACAGUUACAUGUAUUUGUUUCUUAUGUAUUAUUAUUACCAGUUUUAUAGAUCGUUGUCUUUGCAUUUUGUUUCUA